Diversispora eburnea is the source of this 158-nucleotide messenger RNA. The record is from the annotation of a GenBank genome assembly. Lineage: Eukaryota; Fungi; Glomeromycota; Glomeromycetes; Diversisporales; Diversisporaceae.
AUUAUAAACUAUAUUGGAAAACAACUUCUUUAAUAAAUACUGUAGAUAUUCUUUCAUCUAUUCAACAAAAAAUUUUACCUGAAGAAGAAUUUGCUGGAAUAUCUAUACAAGAAAUAAUAGAAGAACUGGAACUUAGAUUUUCUGCAAAAAAGAAAUAA